Messenger RNA from Drosophila elegans, 1457 nucleotides. RefSeq names its product fas apoptotic inhibitory molecule 1. Bases 477 to 1268 code for a protein of 263 amino acids. Gene Ontology annotation, biological process: positive regulation of neurogenesis; negative regulation of extrinsic apoptotic signaling pathway via death domain receptors; canonical NF-kappaB signal transduction. The transcript has 3 exons. The record is from RefSeq and is a predicted model, not a curated record. NCBI's taxonomy places the organism in Eukaryota, Metazoa, Arthropoda, Insecta, Diptera, Drosophilidae.
ACUCUCGGCCAGAAAGCCAGAACAGAACAGAACAGAACAGAGCAGAGCAGAGCAGAGCAGAGAGCCAGGCCAAAAGGCAAAGGCAAUGGCAAAGGCAGUGGCAGUGGCAGCCGGGCCAACUAGUUUUUCUUCAGUUCCUACUUUUGGCUUUUAUUGUGCACGGGGUUUGUGUUGUUUAGUGUGCCAUUGGCGCUAACAACGUGCGGUUCACUCUUGCGGUCUUGUCGCCGACCGGUAAAGUCAGUAAUCGGAAUAAUACCAAGACCGAUUCCGGGUCUCUUAACAAAGGUUUAAACAAGAUCUGUGCAGAUUACACCAGUUCCUUGAACUCCCUCCAAAUAAAAAUCUCUUUGUCCUUUUUGGACUUGUGUAACCCAUUAGGUUUGGUUGCACUUUAAAGCCGAUUUCCGAUUACUAUAAAUAUUAAUAGGAUUUAUUGAUUGGUUGUCGUCGGCGGGAUCAACGCAAGGCGACCCAUGUCCUUUCUCUCGCCCACAUUGCGACUGGAGAAUCUGUCCACGCAGCCAACGAUGACGCAGGAUCAUGUGCCCGAGGACCAGCGCUAUAACAAACAGAACAUCGUGGCACAAUGGUGCAGUCCCAUCAAUGGAAAGAUGUACCGCAUCGAGCUGGAACACGGAACCACCAGUGGGAGGCGCAUGAUUUGGGUCAAUGGACGGGAGGUCCUGCGUCGCGACUGGAUGUUCAAGCUGGUGGGCGAGGACACCUUUCACAUCGACCAGACGCGCUGCAUCAUACGCGUUGAUCCGGCGCCGGGUUUCAAGUACGAGUACUCCCUCUACAUCGAUGGCAAGUCGCACGAGCAGUACACCGAGGAUAUAACCAGGCAGUAUCGACUGUGGCUCUACACUUGCGAUUCAGAGGCGGAGGCGAGGCAGGAGUACAGGAUAAUGCUCAAGCUGGACACGCUGAGUCUGUACGUAAACGACGAGCUGCGCACCGAGGAGGUAGGGGAUGGGAAUGGGUUCGAAUCGGGGUGCCACUUCCGCCACACCAGCCUUACACGUUUUAUUACCCCCCCAUUUCGCAGUCGGUUUUCGUUCACGGCGGCACAGACACCAAAUUCCUGCUGCAGGACACGGAAUUCGUGCUUCAGGCACGCUCAAGUGGCAAUAAACAUGAUGGCAUCGUUCACACUCUGCUGGCCAAUGGGGUGCCAGUUCCGGAGGCAAAGAUUCAGGAGAUUAUGCAAGAGCCGGUCUCCAUUUUGCAGGGCAACUGAGGCACCGGCAUCCCCUUUAGAAUAACAUUUUGCAUUUGUUGAAUUUUUCCCCCAAUUGUUAAUAAAAAGUUUUACGGAAACUGUUUUCAUAGCAAUUAAAAGCCAGCCAACUUUUCUCUUAUACAAUACUUUAUUCGUUUUUGUUUAUAUGCAUAAUUGUAACGCAACCAUCGUUUACGUUUUCAAUUUCAUUUUGACAUUUUGCUAGCAUCUG